CUUCCUCUUGGCCGCAUGUAGAGCUCACAAAGCAGUGUGAACUUUGGAGGCAUCUCUCAAAAAGAAAAGAAAAAAAAUCCGCUACCGAAGCCACGAUGAGCGUCUGUAGCUCCACACUCAGUGGUCCAGAGGACAUGGACGAGUUGGAGUCGGUUGGUUGGUACCAUUAUGACCUGUCUCGGCAUGCAGCUGAGGCUUUGCUCUUGUCAAAUGGAAUUGAUGGGAGUUUUCUGCUGAGAAACAGCAACAAGGGACCUGAAUGCUUUGCCCUCUCUGUCAGGGCAAAAGAUUCGGUGAAGCACUUCCAUGUGCAGCGGCAGAACGGGAGAUAUUCAUUCGGAUUCAACGAGUUUUCAUGCCUUCAGGAUUUUACAAGUCACGUAGCCAAUCAGCCGCUGCUGGGAAGCGAGUCAGGUAACCUGAUAGUCGUACGGUUCCCUUACCCCAGACAGGUGGAGGAGCCAUCGAUUUACGAGUCUGUGUGUGUGCACACUGCUAUACAGACCGGACGGAGUGAAAGUGACCUGGUUCCCAGCGCUCCAUCACUUGGAACCAAAGAAGGGUAUCUUGUGAAACAAGGAGGCAUAAUAAAGAAUUGGAAACAGCGAUGGUUCACACUGAACAGAAAUGAGCUGAAGUACUUUAAAGACAAAAUAUUUUCAGUACCUAUUCGGACCUUGGACCUGACUGCUUGCUCUGCUGUUCAGUUCGAUUACAGCCAAGAGAGGGUUAACUGCUUCUGUUUAGUGUUUCCUGAGAGGACAUUUUAUUUGUGUGCAAAAUCAGGUGUGGAGGCUGAUGAAUGGAUAAAGAUACUGCGAUGGAAACUGUCACAGAUAAAAAAAGGAAGAUGAUGGCCACAAUGUGGAAAAGAAGAAUAGGGAACUACUGAGAGUGUGAGCUGCGAGGGCAGUUAGGAAUGAUAUAAUAGGUUGAACUUAAGAGUUCGAUAGCUGCCGUGAGUUUAUAUUUGCUCCUGUGGCCACUGUUAUCUGUUGUCAAGGCAUCACUCUGAGUGAAUGUCUGUGUCUCAGAUGUGACUUUUUAAGAAAGACUAAGUCCUGACCUACUGUUAACACAGACCAAAUAUGGACCUGGUGCAGACCUGAUCAGAUAGCAGGUGUAAAAUAAGAAUGGGACUAAUGACAUUUACAACCUGAGGUAAUUAAUGGUGCAACUAUUAAACUUUUCACUGUGGAACUAUGAA
Messenger RNA from Silurus meridionalis, 1207 nucleotides. It is a transcript of the gene dapp1, whose product is annotated as dual adaptor of phosphotyrosine and 3-phosphoinositides. The transcript has 9 exons. Lineage: Eukaryota; Metazoa; Chordata; Actinopteri; Siluriformes; Siluridae. The record is from RefSeq and is a predicted model, not a curated record. The coding region runs from base 96 to 854 and encodes 252 amino acids.